GUGCGCUAUUCACUUCCCAAUCCCUCCUGCCUGGCUGUCAAAAGCACUUAUAACCUAAAUCUAAGAGAAAACUACCAGGAGUUUACUCGCAAUUAUAAAACCAUUUGAAGCAAAUAAAAGUUACAGCUCAAGAACCAGAAUUGAUCGGUUUUUUAACCUCUGUGAUGUGUAAUUUCAGUGUUUUCGCGUGAAAAAUUUCCUAACCAAAAUUCUUAACCUACUUUCAAUUUACAACAAAGUAAAUAAAUAAAUCAAUGAAUAAACUUUUCGUAUCGCCGUUGAUCAAUCGUGUGAAAACGUAGUACAAUAAAAUAAAAACUAUGGAAUCUAAUGUUACGUAAAAGUAUGAAAAAUUUUAAAAAUCCACGAGAUCCCAUGAACCGCUCCGAGUCCGGAAACGUGAGCGAGAAAAAAAGUAUGAAGUCAAUACGCGACUGGAGGCAAGCACUCCGUACACCUCAUGUCUACAGAGUAGGCAAUAGCACAUUCCGUAUCCAAAGUCAUUUCUUCGCUAUUGUUGUAACCAUAUUAGUACUAAUGGUUAUAUUCUACAUGUAUCCUCCGAUACAAAACAUUCUACCUACUCGUCUAACUUCAUCAUCUGACGAUUCUCUGGUUCCAUCUUGCCAUUAUUAUAAAUACAAUAAGACAUAUCCAAUUACACCGCCUGUAAAAACCAAGACAGGGAUAUCUUAUAGAAUUGCAAUAAUCAGCGACUUGGACUUGGACUCAAAAAGUACUGAAGCCCAUGAUAGCUGGUUUAGUAUUAUGAAGAAAGGCUCCAUUUUAUGGAUGCCCCAAAAGAAUUUUCUAUCAGUCUCUUGGGACGAUGGACACAUUUUACUGUCUUCUUCUUUAAGCAUGAAAGGUAGAGGAAUGGAACUCUCAGAGCUUGUUACCUUUGAUGGAAAAUUAUUCGCCAUGGAUGAUAGAACAGGAAUGGUUUACUCGAUAGAAGGGGAUAUGGUCUAUCCAUGGGUCAUUCUGAUGGAUGGAAAUGGAAAGAAUGCUAAGGGUUUCAAGUCUGAAUGGGCAACAGUAAAAGAUGAACAGCUCUAUGUUGGCAGUAUGGGAAAAGAAUGGACAACUACCAUUGGAGAAUUUGUCAAUAAUAAUCCCCAAUGGGUUAAAACUAUUUCCGUACUCGGAGAAACUCAUUCCCUCAACUGGAUCUCAAAUUACAAACGACUGCGACAAGCGAUCAACAUUGAAUAUCCUGGUUACAUGAUACACGAAUCGGGAGUCUGGAGCGACAUUCAUAAGAACUGGUUCUUCCUACCAAGAAGGUGUUCCGAGGAGCAAUAUAAUGAAACCAAAGAUGAAAGCAUGGGUUGCAAUGUUUUGCUCAUAGCAGACGAAAACUUUUUAAAUAUCAAGGUAACGAAAGUCGGAAACUUAGUUCCUAUACGAGGAUUUGCUAGUUUUAAAUUCCUUCCUGGCUCAAAAGACCAAAUUAUAGUUGCCCUUAAAACUGAAGAGCACCAGGGGCAAACGGCGACGUACAUAACGGCAUUCACUAUCGAAGGUCUAGUACUGAUGCCUGAAAUUAGGGUAUCAGAUAAAAAAUUCGAGGGGCUAGAAUUUAUAUGAUGCUCAAUAAUACGGCGGAAAGAAAAAAAGUUAGUAAAGUUCCUCCGUUGUAUUAUAUAACAAUAAUUUGUACAUGAUUAUAUAUUAUACGUAUUGUUUAUUAUA
Athalia rosae (coleseed sawfly) is the source of this 1695-nucleotide messenger RNA. Its product is annotated as soluble calcium-activated nucleotidase 1. Gene Ontology annotation, molecular function: GDP phosphatase activity; UDP phosphatase activity; calcium ion binding. The transcript is spliced from 4 exons. Gene Ontology annotation, biological process: proteoglycan biosynthetic process. NCBI's taxonomy places the organism in Eukaryota, Metazoa, Arthropoda, Insecta, Hymenoptera, Athaliidae. The record is from RefSeq and is a predicted model, not a curated record. The coding region runs from base 331 to 1590 and encodes 419 amino acids.